UGACAGUUACAGCUGUCAUACAUGUCAACAAACCUCUGCUGUCUGCUGUCAUUUUGGAAAUUUUGUUGUGCCCAAACGACUCAAAUUCGCCGCAUGUGAACAAAAACCAACAUAUAAAAUAUACUACUCGCAAGAUAACACAAAAUUUGAAUUGAAACCCUCAAACAAACUAUAAAUAUGGUUCGCGUUAUUACUCAAGAGACUUACGAUGAAGUGGUGAAGGAAAACAUCGAUGAGUUUGAUAUGACUCCCGAAGAGGCUAUAAAAGAGGCCGUCGCCCAAUUUGAGGCACAGGGAGUAGACCUAUCAAACAUUAUUAAAGAUCUGGCCCUUGGCUCCGGAGACAAUCAUGUUGUUACAGAGAAUGUUUCGAAGCUGAAAGAACUCUGCAGCGGUAAAUAUGAUCAUGAUGCUGUUUUAAAAGAAUUGAGUGUUUUGAAGGCAGAAUGUGAAAAAGAUAUAGCACGAAGAGUCCGUGCUGGUAAAGAGGGUGCAUACAAAGUUUUAUUAGACCUCCUUUACUCAAAGUACAGCAAACUCUGCCAAGAACUGAGUGACCGUGAUACUAAGUUCAUUAUCAAUGUACUAGAAACGAUGGCUGCUUUGAUGGAUAUGCAACCUGAUUUGCUGGAUAGUAAAGGCAUCGAUUUGAUUAAAAAUAUUCUAGAUAAUGUAGAAAAUGAAGAUAUUUUAGUAGCCACAUUGAAAUGGACAACAACAUGCUGUGUCAAACAUGAGAUGAACAGGCAAAAGCUAUUUGCUAAAAAUAUUGCAGAAAAUCUCAAGCUGUUGCUCAAAGUCGUUGGGAAUUAUAAGUUACUAAGUGAGACUCUACAAGUGAUUAGAAAGUUAACUUUAGAUGAUGAUGUUCGCGUGGAGUUUGGUAAGGCGCACGACCACGCCAAGGAGUUGGGAGCGCAAAUGUUGGAGCCUCUUACAAAUUUAUUGAAAGAGAACACAAAACCUCCACUAGUAUCAGAGUUGAUGCUGACUAUAGCUAGUCUACUGGUUCGCCACGAGCUUUGCAAGAUGGUAGCGGAUUGUGGGGUCGAUGUACUGUUCACAGUCCUCGCUGAUAACUACGAUAAUGUCGUUGUGGUGCAACAGGCUGAUAAAUUAAUAACAGCGUUGGCCGGACAUGACGAUGUGAAGAGAGACCUAGUGAAAAGUGGCAUCGUCCCCGUUGUAGUCUCGAUACUUUCUAGACAUUCGAACAAUGCAAACGCAACAGCGUUGACACUCAAAUGUAUAGCCGCGCUGUGUCUCCGCGAGCCGACGCAUGGCCAACAGUUCAUAGAUAGCGGCGCGCCUGAAGCUAUAGUGGAAUGUAUGAAGGUGCAUCCUGAUAACGCUAGUGUGCAGAAAAACGCUUGCUGGGCCAUCCGAAACAUGGUAGCGAGAUGUCGCGAUCAGAAUGUGAAAUUCCACGAGUUAGGUGUCGAGUCUAUACUCAACGCGGCCUACGAGAAAUUCGCCAACGAUUUUGGUUUUGAUAUUAAGUCUGCUUUAAGAGAUUUGGAGUGUGAUGUCAAAUUAGAUGAACAGUGGACCGGCCAAGGGGUCCAGUUGGAGUAUUGAUAGACUAUCCUUAGACAAAAGUCUAUUUAUUCACCUGCCUACUAAUAUAUUAUUAAUGUGAUCAUCACCAUCGAACUAUUGAGGAAAAAACACAAUUAAUUGUUACGGCUUACAUAAAAUUUUCGAGCAAAGCUCAACCAAUUUCAAGUCACACCGGGGCUCUUAUGAGUGCGCUCGGUCGACUAGUUAUGACGGAAUUACGUAUUUUUGCAAUUGUUUAAUAAUAAUAUUGUGAAAGUUUUGUAUGUAUGUUUGUAACUGUACCACGUAAAAAUUACUGCAUUUGUAUUUAUAUUAAAUUUGGCACAGGAUGAUUGUUUGAAAUAACACAUAAUGAUAUGUUUUUUACUUUCAUAUUGUUUAUUGCAUUCCAUAAUGUACCUACAUGAGGUAGCUGAGAAAGUAACAUUAAAAAUAAUUUUAUAUCACAAUUCGCCUAUUAUAUUUGUAUGCAAGCUUUAAAUUUAGGACUAUAUGCCUUUGAAAUAUACUUUUUCUAACAGUGAAGCGAUGAAUUUAUUUCUGUAAAUAGGACAUAAAACAGCACUUUUAUAAAAUAUUAAAAAAAUCAAGAUGAAUCCGGCUUUUCCUAUCUGACUGCUAAGAGAAAAAAUGUCGAAACAAACUAAGAUAUCACAGUAUUUUAGUUGUUAUAAAAAAAUAGUUUUUUUUACAUUAUGACAGCGUUUUCGGUAAUAUUCUUAUUUUUUUUUUGAGAUGCACAUCCCUUUAUUCUGGUUUGUUUUUUUUUUAUAUGCAGUGGCGAUUACGUGUUUUACAUAAAAAAACAAAUACCUAUACACAAAAUAAUAUUCAAUUGGAUUCAUAGUUUCCUUCCCCUGUCCCUAAUUCUCCGAAACCGUAAUCCCCAAAAGUUCGGCAACGCAUUUGUAACUCGUUUCUCGGUUGUGAUAAAACUUAUUUUUAUAUUGUUGCAUUAAGUUGAAAUAACGUAUUAAUAUCAAUGUCUCUUAAUUAAAGGAGAAAUAUUCAAAUGUAAGAAUGUAUCGUCUAGUUUUCAAAUAAGCCCCUUGUUAUAGAUGUAGAGGGCAUGACUAGCACAGGUGUGUGCUAACACCGUCUACGUCUGACGUACUGACUGGAGAACUGGUAGCUGCGCGAAAAUAGUACUUUAUGCUACAAGUGUUAAGAUGCCGAUGACAGUAAUCAUUAAUACGCACGUGUAUCAUACGACGUUUUUCAACACACUUCUGAAUAAAAUAAUACUUAAAUGAAUGCCAACAAAAGAUAAAACGGGAUGAGUUGUGAAAAUUUUUCGUAAUGGCGGGAAAACGACGUUCAUCAGCCAUAGACUUAAAAAAUGAGGUUUUUUUUCCUAAUUGUCGCGAAUAGUAUUUUAGCGCAAGUGUAAGCGUAACUCAACCAAUAAUAUAAAAAAACGAUUAAACACUUGUGAAUAAUAGUAUUGAAAAAGUCAGUUUGAUUAAAGGUGUCAUUUUGUGCCUAAUUGCCGUGAGAUUAGAGCCAUUUUAUGAGGAAGUGUGUCGAAAAACAGCUUUUACUACUACUAGACUCUUUGGAAACCAUGGAUAGCCACUAAGGUCUUCGGUUAAUU
Messenger RNA from Spodoptera exigua (beet armyworm), 3154 nucleotides. The record is from the annotation of a GenBank genome assembly. NCBI's taxonomy places the organism in Eukaryota, Metazoa, Arthropoda, Insecta, Lepidoptera, Noctuidae.